This is a messenger RNA of Tricharina praecox, 1328 nucleotides long. RefSeq lists its product as uncharacterized. The transcript has a single exon. The coding region runs from base 162 to 1259 and encodes 365 amino acids. NCBI's taxonomy places the organism in Eukaryota, Fungi, Ascomycota, Pezizomycetes, Pezizales, Pyronemataceae. The record is from RefSeq and is a predicted model, not a curated record.
ACAGGCCAUAAAUUUUCUUACUCUCCACACACAUCAUCAACAUCUAAGAAGCCAUAUUCCGACUCCGCACACACACCAACACCACGAGCCCCCUUACACCUCGAACAGAAUCAAUACCCGAACCAAAUCACACCGAACAAUCUCCACGCCCACCAUCCACAAUGACCUCCCACGCUGACCGACCUCGCACGAAAUCCGAUAGGUUUUCCCGACGGCUAGCGGAAUAUCGACAGCGAUGGCCGGAAUACCACGAGCCCCACCUGCAGGGUAUGGAGAGGGUAGAGAGGAAGAGACAGCGGUGGCAGCAGAUGGAGCUUACCUGGAAGAUACGGUUCAAUCGGUUCGGCGCGCGUGUUGCUCAUAGGGUGACCGCUCGGUUGGAGACCAUACCAGAGGAGGAGCGGGAGUAUGAGGAUGAUGGCCGGGAGCAGGUAGGAGAGGAGCAUGUGGAGGAUGCCAUGGCGGGAGAAGAUGAUGAAGAUCAUUGGAAGGAUUUAGAGGGAUGGAAGGAUGAGAGGGGAAGGGAAGAUAUAGGAGAGUGGAAAGUGGGGGAAGAUAGCAAAUGUAGUGAGCAAGAGGAGGAAGGGCAAGAUGUAUUGAAGAGGUUUCCAGUCGAUGCGGACGUCAGUCAGACGAGGAAGCAAUGUUGCACCGAUGGAGGAGAGGGGAAAGGAGAUGAACAAGAGGUGGAGUCUCGCAGAAACGGCUUCGUAGACAAUAGGCGGACCUGGAGGAUCACCACCGGUACUAUCGAUUAUUCAACGGGUCUCAGCAUGACGACCAAGCUCGGGUCACGGACCGUCAGGGGACCAAAAUUCCAGUCAACACAUACCUUGGAGUGUGGGCGAGCGGAAUCUGUUGGAAGGUUGAACUCGAUCGCGGCCUUGUAUGCUGUUGUGUCAUCGGAGUCGGACGGGUCCUCUAAGUUUGUUGCAAGGUUGAAGUCGAUCUCGGCCACGAAUGCCGUCGGGUCCUCAGAGUCAAUCGGGUCCUGUCAGUCUUCAAAGCCGAUCAGCACCGAUCUCCACACACCUGUAUCCCAGCAAGCUCAUCCCGAAGCGGCUCGGUCAGAUUGCUCGACGGCGUCACCGAUGGCUAGCUCCAGGUGUUUGUUCCGAUGUUCGAAGCCGUCACGACUGGCUAGCUCCAAGUUUCUGCACCCAAAGGCGAACGCGUCACUGAUGGCCAGCACGGAGCGCAUGUUCUGGGAGACCAAGCCGCCACGAUCGGAGCCAGGCACCCGGCCUCGCAGGCUAUAAACUACGGCAAUCAGGGAUUGCGAAGUUUUUGGCGGGAGUAAGACGGUCGAUUGCGGCGAGGAGUCGAGG